Xenopus laevis (African clawed frog) is the source of this 1537-nucleotide messenger RNA. It is a transcript of the gene vrk1.L, whose product is annotated as VRK serine/threonine kinase 1 L homeolog. The record is from RefSeq and is a predicted model, not a curated record. Gene Ontology annotation, molecular function: protein kinase activity; transferase activity; kinase activity. The transcript is spliced from 13 exons. Gene Ontology annotation, cellular component: Cajal body; cytoplasm. The coding region runs from base 211 to 1440 and encodes 409 amino acids. Lineage: Eukaryota; Metazoa; Chordata; Amphibia; Anura; Pipidae.
GAAGCAGUUCACCCACAGCCGGCUGUGUGCAGCGUCACUGCGCUUAUAUACGACUAGUUUUGACGCUACCGUCUCGCGAGAUGAGACUCGUGACGUCCGGGUUAGUUGCCGGCGGGAGCGAAGCUGCUGGACAUUAGACAGCGUUGCGGGAAGUUUAAGCAGCGAUUCGGAACUGCAGGCUGUGUUAAGAAAAAUCGGGACAGUUGCAAAAUGCCACCCAAGAAAGCCACAGGAGCCAGAAAGGCCCCAGCUAAAAGAAAGCUGGCUGAAGAGUUUCCUGCAGGAGAGGUGCUAACAGAUUCAGCAAAAAAACAAUGGAAAUUGGGGUUACCAAUUGGACAGGGUGGAUUUGGUCGUCUUUAUCUUGCGGAUGAAAAUUAUUCAAGAAUUAUAGGACCAGAUGCUCCAUAUGUCAUUAAAGUAGAACCAAGUGAAAAUGGACCACUUUUCUCUGAACUUAAAUUCUAUAUGCGUGCUGCAAAACCUGGCCAGAUUCAGAAAUGGAGCAGCUCUCAUAAGAUGAAAUACUUGGGUGUGCCCAGAUACUGGGGCUCUGGUCUGCAUACCAAAAAUGGAAACAGUUACAGAUUUAUGGUAAUGGAUCGCUUUGGUCAGGACCUACAGAAGAUUUUUGAAAACAAAGGAAAAAUCUUGGCACGUAAAACGGUUUUACAGUUGGGUUUAAGACUGAUUGACAUUCUGGAGUAUAUUCAUGAACAUGAAUAUGUACAUGGAGAUAUUAAAGCAUCAAAUCUUUUGGUUCAUCAUAAAAAUCCAGAUCAGGUGUUUUUAGUAGAUUACGGUCUUGCCUACAGGUAUUGCCCCGACGGUGUUCACAAAGAGUACAAAGAAGACCCCAGAAAAUGUCAUAAUGGCACAAUUGAAUUUACAAGUAUUGAUGCCCACAAAGGAGUCAAUCCUUCAAGAAGAGGAGACUUGGAAAUACUGGGUUAUUGUAUGAUUCAAUGGUUAUGUGGCAGGCUACCAUGGGAAGAUAAACUGAGUGAUCCUGCUUAUGUCUCCAGUUCAAAAAUAAGGUAUGGUGAUGAUAUCUCAGAACUUAUGGAAACAUGUUUUCCUGGGAAAAAUAAGCCAGAGGAAAUUAGCAAGUUCAUGGAAGCAGUUAAAGAACUGUCUUAUUCUGCAAAACCUCCAUAUCUGCACUUACGAGAACUACUUUUGCAAGGCCUUAAAACCAUAGGCAGUAAAGAUGAUGGAAAACUAGACUUCUCCCUUUGUGAGAAUGGAGUUGUUUCUCAAAAUGGACGAAAGAGAAAGCUAGCUAAAGUAAUUGAUCAUCCUGUGGAAGAGUCAGAAGAACCAGUAGUUGCAGAAAAAAAGAAAAAAUCAAGAGGGCGUGCUGCAAAAGCCAGUGGCAGUCCUACUGCAUCCGCACCAAAAGGAAGGGGGCGUGGAAGAGGCAAAAAAAUGAGCUCUUGAGCACUUUUUGAGUUUUAUAGGUUUUUAUAUGUUGUAUCAAAAUGUCUUCACUGGUGUUCAUUAUUUUUUCAAUAAACAUUUUAUUUGUUUAUUAAAA